UCCGAUAAAAUUGGAACGAUACAGAGAAGAUUAGCAUGGCCCCUGCGCAAGGAUGACACGCACAAAUCGAGAAAUGGUCCAAAUUUUUUUUUGAUUCUCCGUCCUGCGAUUCCAGCAACUGUUCUUCGAAUUUAGUCUCGAAAGCUUUUAAUUUUUCAACUUUUUGGUCUUCUCGGAGUCAAGGGUGGCAGGAAAAUUAAAUAGUGCAUAGCAGGUGUUUGAUGAUAUUCCCCAAAAAAGAAAACGAUUAUGGGAAAUGUGAGAUCACCACUUGAUUUGUCUGAAGAGGAAUGGAACAGGGUUCUAAGAACAAACUUGACAGGGACCUGGUUGGUGUCAAAAUUUGUCUGCAAACGGAUGCGUGAUGCAGGUCGGGGAGGAUCAGUCAUCAACAUUUCUUCUAUUGCCGGUGUUAAUCGUGGGCAUUUGCCUGGAGGUGCUGCUUAUGCGUCUUCAAAGGCAGGCCUAAAAACGUUAACAAAAGUUAUGGCCAUCGAAUUGGGGGAAUACAAGAUCAGAGUGAAUGUAAUAUCACCAGGCCUUUUCAAGUCUGAGAUAACAGAAAAUCUCAUGCAGAAAGCCUGGCUCUCCAAUGUGGCUGCUAGAACUGUCCCUUUAAAGGAACAUGGUACCUCAGAUCCAGCAUUGACAUCGUUGGUGCGGUAUCUGAUUCAUGAUUCUUCGGCGUAUGUUUCAGGAAAUGCUUUCAUCGUCGAUGCCGGUGUUACCUUGUCAGGUGUCCCUAUUUUUUCUUCUCGUUAGGUUCUUGUGAAAUCUUAUGCGUUUGCGCUAUUGCAGAAUUUGAAUCCAGAAAGCAAGAAUAUUAGGACUUAAAUCUUGGUACAGUUGUAAAUAUUGUUUGUGAUUAUCAUGUGCCAAUAUUUACAAAAGUUGUUUCGAAUUAUAACGUCAAGAAUCAUAUUCUACUAUCUCCUCAAACUCAAUCUCAUUCCCUUUCUGUGGAAGAAUCAGUUCCAUGUUUGACAAACUCAUCAUCAUGUCAUCUUCUCUCUAGAUUUAAGGACCGUUUUCAGUCAAGCAAUACCUUUUUCGGCAAUGGUAAAAAAACCCGCUUCAAGUGCUAGUUGCUGGUGCUCCUGGUCUAUUGUAUCUCUUUACAUCACAUUUUUUCCAAUAAUUGUUUUUCUGUUAGGAAAUAUUGGUUCAAGAAUAGAUCAUUAAGAUUUUGUUCUGAUAUAUUAUUAUGUAUAUUAUUCUGAUUAUUUCCAGUAGCUUUUGUAAUUAGAUGAACUUAACGUGUUAUACAAGCUUUAGAA
Messenger RNA from Morus notabilis, 1277 nucleotides. Its product is annotated as estradiol 17-beta-dehydrogenase 8-like. The transcript has 4 exons. The record is from RefSeq and is a predicted model, not a curated record. Gene Ontology annotation, molecular function: oxidoreductase activity. Bases 250 to 762 code for a protein of 170 amino acids. Lineage: Eukaryota; Viridiplantae; Streptophyta; Magnoliopsida; Rosales; Moraceae.